UUUAAAAGCCCACGUCCAAUACGUAGUCUGACUUCUUGCAAAAUUCAAGAAUAUACAGUAUAAGGUUAAAAUCUUCAAUGAUGAGCAAUAACAGUGACAAUGAAGCAGAACAUUUCACAAAAGAAUCCCACCUUGAGAAUAUUCUAUUUGCUUGUUAUUACCUUGUGGUUUUUAUUGUAGCCAUCCCUGGCAACACCUUGGCAUUGUGGGUCUUUAUCUCCAAAGGUGAAAAUAAAACUUUUACUGUCUUUCUGAGGAACCUGGCAAUAGCUGACAUCUCCUACGUGUUAAUACUACCAGUGCGUAUCAUCUACCACCUGAACAGCAAACACUGGCCAUUUGGUGAAAUCCUGUGUCGUUUAAUAGGGUUUCUUUUUUAUCUCAACAUGUACUGUAGUCUCUACUUCAUGACCUGCAUAAGCCUGGAUCGCUUGCUUGCAAUUGUGUUUCCAGUCAAGUCCAUUAACGUGCGGAAGCUCAAGAAUGCCCACAUAAUAAGUUGCAUCCUCUGGGUUGCCCUUACUAUUUCACUGUUCCCCUUGCUUGUUUCACCUCAAACAGUACACAUGGAUAACACUACAGUGUGCCUCCAGCUUUACCGGGAACAGACAUCCAGGCGAGCCCUUGGGUCUCUCAGUGUUGCCUUUAUUAUUCCUCUCGUCACAACAGUGUUUUCUUAUUUACUUAUCAUGCACAAGCUGUGGAAAAGAGAUCAGGUCACAAAGUCAAUUAAGGACAAAGCCAUGAAGAUGAUCAUAUUGGUGAUGAUACAUUUCUUUGUGUGUUUUGUGCCAUAUCACGUUAACCGUUUUGUUUAUAUCCAUGCAUUUAGUAGCAAUAGUGUGUCCUCUGAAAUGAAAAACACUCUCUCCCUCAGCAAUCGCAUCACUUCCGCUCUGACCAGCCUCAGUGGGGCUCUGAAUCCGAUUUUGUACUUCUUCCUUGCACAGAAAUUCAGAAAAACAUUACUAAAUCUGUUCUGCAUUGAUGAACACAGAGAUAGCAGCAAUGGUGACGUCACUCAUCAAGAGGUUCCGAGUACUAGACAUGAAUUCCGGAAUACAAACAAAAAUAAUGUAUAAUAAUUAAAAUAUUCUGACAAAGCAAAACAAAGUAUCUUAAACUCCUGCGCUGUACAGUAUAUGCUAGAGACAAUGGGUGUGAAUUACCUGGCAAUAAUCACUGUUUACAUGCAAAAAUACAAGUCUCACCUUUUUGGCAUGUUAUUUUGGUAGGACCUUUUCAUUUGGGUUUACAUGUUACUUUCUUUUAGGGAGAGAAAUUUUCCUUCUGAAUGCAAAUUACCCUGUUAACAAAAAAAUACGGGAAGAUAUUUUUAAUGUGUCUGUCAGCGUUCCAGUUUGGGUUUUACAAGAAGUUUUAGGUUGUGUUGAAGAAUAUUCUAUUUUUUGGAAUUUGAUUAAAUAUAUUAUCUUUAUUUAAUGCAGGGCAGUACCAGUAUCUGGUUGUGUGACAGAGCAUUACAAGAUGGCUAUCAAGUCUUCUAAAAAUAAACUCAUUUUUUUCAGAUGAGCAUGACUGUAGGAUGUUUGUCACCAAUGGCAUUAUCUAUAAUUAGCCCACUGUAUUAAAAGCGUGCAUGCAAACACAACCAAAAUGUAUUGUUGCAGUUUAAUCUAGUUCAUGUUUUUUAUGUAGUUUAUUCUAUCUAACAUAAUUCUAAUCCAUUCCAGUUCUGAAUUUUGUAGAAUGCAUGAGCGAUAUCUGAAGGAACCAUUCAGAUAGCGAACGUGCAAGUGGAGACUAGCUCCAUGUGAUGUUUAUUAUUAUUAUUAUUAUUAUUAUUAUUUAUUUCUUAGCUGAUGCCCUUAUCCAAUUGUGACUUACAACUGUUACAAGAUAUGUGUGAUUGCAAUCUUAUAAGCCUUUGGCAGAUUCUACCUGGGAGCUCUGUGAAGAUUGUGAAUUCCAUUCCUUCUGGCUCCCUGUUGCCUCCACAGGCUGUGGAGGAUACAGACAAGAGACCAGUUUAUUUUGUUUUGCCUAUCUGUACAACUCUUUUUUUAUUAUUUAAUUUGUAUACUGCACAACAGGCGCAAU
Molecule: messenger RNA, 2061 nt
Organism: Acipenser ruthenus (sterlet)
Lineage: Eukaryota; Metazoa; Chordata; Actinopteri; Acipenseriformes; Acipenseridae
Product: uracil nucleotide/cysteinyl leukotriene receptor-like
Exons: 2
Coding region: 78-1082 (334 amino acids)
Biological process (GO): G protein-coupled receptor signaling pathway
Cellular component (GO): plasma membrane
Molecular function (GO): G protein-coupled receptor activity
Source: RefSeq, a predicted model, not a curated record